AUGCGUCAUUUUCCCAUCUCAAAACACGGACUGGGUUAUAUCGGAGUACCAUUGUUCUUAUCAUUAUUAUCGUUCGCCUUUUCAGAAUAUUUAGCCUUCUUUUUUAUAUUUCUGACAAUAUUGGUAACAUAUUUUUUCCGUGACCCUAAAAGAUUAGUCCCCGAUAAUGAUUCUCUGGUACUCAGCCCAGCCGAUGGAGUCGUAACCUCAGUGGAAGUUGUAGAUUCACCUUUAGCAGAUGGAACAAGACUAAACAGAGUCUCAGUAUUUCUCAAUGUUCUAAACGUACACGUUAACCGCUCGCCGGUUACAGGAGUAGUCAAAUCUGUAAAAUAUAAACCUGGAGAAUUCCUCAACGCCUUGAAGGAGGAGUCCGUAGCCAGGAACGAAAUGAUACGCACCGUGUUUUUAUCACAAUACGGGAACUACACCCUCAUCACAGAACAGUUGGCCGGUCUAAUUGCAAAAAGAGCAGUUUGUGAUCUCCAACCAGGAGACGAAGUCAAAGUAGGCUCGAGGAUGGGAAUGAUUAAGUUCGGGAGCAGAGUGAACACAUACUUUCCACUCGACGUAAAGCCUUUAGUAGUCAAAGGCCAGCCAGUGUCAGCAGGACAAACACUCUUCGCAUACCUAGAUCCAAAACUAUCAGAAGGAUCUCAAAACUUCAAAUACGACAAGAUUUAA
Theileria orientalis strain Shintoku is the source of this 684-nucleotide messenger RNA. RefSeq names its product phosphatidylserine decarboxylase. Gene Ontology annotation, molecular function: phosphatidylserine decarboxylase activity. Bases 1 to 684 code for a protein of 227 amino acids. The transcript has a single exon. NCBI's taxonomy places the organism in Eukaryota, Apicomplexa, Aconoidasida, Piroplasmida, Theileriidae. Gene Ontology annotation, biological process: phospholipid biosynthetic process. The record is from RefSeq and is a predicted model, not a curated record.